AUGUUUUGCUUUUUACUUUUUUCAGGCAUUUCUGCAGAUAAAACCCUUUCACUCCCGCAUCAAAAUGCUGUAACAACAUAUUGCAGUCAAGUGGAUGGUGAAAUUAUUGAGUUUUUCACUCCAAUUGGCGCAUCUCGAUUUUUAAUGACAAUUGUCGGCAUUUCAGAAUAUGUAACAAGCUAUCUUUACAGAAAUGUACUCGAUGAUGGUGAUCCUUUUGAUCCAUCCCAACAAAAUACAUUUAUGUUUUCAAAUCCCGUGGCAAAACUCCAGUUUAAUUUUGUUUCAAAAGGUUGUGUUAGCGUUGCAUCAACAGAAUUUUCGCAAAGCGAAUGCUAUUCGGGCAUAGAAGUCGUUACAAAACUUGAAUCUGACGCUUUUUACCAAGUCCAACCAGGAAUGGACCGAUGUAUAUUCUUUGCUACAGCGUCAGAUGGCAUGUACUUCAUUGCUAAUGAAUCAAAUUUAGGUUCAGACACUUUAACAGCGUUUAAAACGUCAAUAAUAGGAAAUUACUACAUAAAAAUGAGAAACUCAGAUACUCACACUUCUACAUUAUCAACGGGACCAUGGUUAUUUAGAUUACAAACGUCAAAUUCGAGUUCAAAUUACAAUGAAUCAGAACCAAAGGGAAUUCACUUAUAUUUCAUGUCAAGAAAUGGUGCAAAUUAUGCUAUACAGAGCUCAUCCACCCCAGAAUACAUCGAAGCCACUCACGAAAACACAACAAUUUCAAAAGGUUACACUUUGCCUGUUUUUGGAGCCGCUACACCUGUCAUAAUGUUGUGUUCUUUCAUAUACACAAUUAUACAUUUGUUAAGAAAGCCAAAACCAAAGAAUGAUGAAGAAAAAAUCGAAGAAGUAAUUUCUGAUAAAAGUGAGACUAAAUCGAGCCCAAAGACCGAUGAUAAACUAGAAAAACUUUCUACUUCUGAGUCAUCAGCAGAAGACCAAUGA
Messenger RNA from Trichomonas vaginalis G3, 957 nucleotides. RefSeq lists its product as uncharacterized. The transcript has a single exon. Lineage: Eukaryota; Parabasalia; Trichomonadida; Trichomonadidae. Bases 1 to 957 code for a protein of 318 amino acids. The record is from RefSeq and is a predicted model, not a curated record.